AUGGUUAGCUCUAACGUUGCGGGAUAUACUAAGAAACGGGUUACGAGUGCCUUGUUGUUCACUGGGUACUGUAUUGGGAAUAUUAUUGGGCCGCAGACUCUCAAGGAUAGUGAGGCGCCGGGCUACCACAGUGCUUAUAUUGCGAUGCCUGGGAGUCAUGACGAUGAGGAUAGCAUUGAAAAUGGCAUGUUGGAUCAAAAGGAGAUCGACAACAUAGGGUUCCGAUACGUGUUGUGA
Messenger RNA from Penicillium cinerascens, 237 nucleotides. Its product is annotated as MFS general substrate transporter. Lineage: Eukaryota; Fungi; Ascomycota; Eurotiomycetes; Eurotiales; Aspergillaceae. Bases 1 to 237 code for a protein of 78 amino acids. The transcript has 2 exons. The record is from RefSeq and is a predicted model, not a curated record.